UUCAAACUCCUGGGAGGCCUCCGCAGGUGCUUCCUGCUGGCCUCCCUGCAACCGGGCCGAUGAGCGUGUUACUCUCCUGGAGAGCGAUGGAGCCCCGGCUGGUGGGGCCUGGGCCUUACCGGGCCACCCGUCUGUGGAACCAGACCAUUGAACUCUUUCGAGAAGGAAUGCCAUUACGGAGGCACCGCUGUCACUUCAAAAUCUAUGAGCGCUGCUUCACUGCAUCAGAAGCGGUAGACUGGUUGCACAGACUAUUAAGGCACAACCAAAAUUUUGGUCCAGAAGUAACCCGAACGCAGACGGUUCAGCUCCUGAAGAAGUUCCUGAAGAAUCAUGUUAUUGAAGAUAUCAAAGGAAGAUGGGGCAAAGAGGAUUUUGAAGACAAUGGUCAAUUAUAUAGGUUUCCUCCUUUCUCACCACUGAAACCAUAUCCUAAGCGAUCUCCUUGUAGAAAAGAAAUUGUGAAGUUCCCAAACUGGGAUGAUCUUGAAAGAGAUACUUUUAGAGACCACAUCCCAGUAAAGCCCAUUGUGUUGAAUUCAGAAAUGUGGUUCAAACGUCACAGUAUAGCAAUUGGGGAAGUACCAACAUGCAAACUCAUACAUCGGCGACAAUUAACAGAAGCAAAUCUGGAAAAGAUAUGGAAAUCCAUGACUUUGUCACACUUGCAGAAAACAUUAGGUGUGGAUUCUCUGAACGACAUGCUGGAUACUAAACUUGUGAAUCCUAAGCAUAUAAUUCAGAAUGUGUAUAAUGUCAACAAACAGGGGGUUGUGAUUUUAGAAGAUAAAUCAAAGGAGCUGCCUCAUUGGGUUCUGUCAGCAAUGAAGUGCCUGGCAAAUUGGCCCAGGUGUCCAGAUUUGAAACAGCCAACUUACUCAGGGUUUGAAAGAGAUGUCUUCAAAACUAUAGCAGAUUUCUACGGCCACAUCAAAGAGCCCCUUCUCACUUUCCAGUUCUUUGAUAUCUUUGUUAGUGUAUUGGGACUCUUGCAGAAGGAAAGACUGGCUAUUGAAGCACUUCAGAUUUGCUGCCUUCUUUUGCCGCCACCUAAUCGCCAAAAGCUGCAGCUGUUGAUGACUAUGAUGGCCAGGAUCAGCUCAAAUAAGGAUCUGCCACCACUCUCUGAUACAGUUGGGACAAGAACACUGAUGGUUCAAGCUUUUUCUCAUUGUAUUCUAUGUUCUGAGGAUGAGGUUGACUUGGAUGAAUUACUAGCUGCUAAACUGGUGUCAUUCUUAAUGGACAAUUAUCAUGAGAUCCUAAAUGCUUCUCCUGCUUUGAAAACUUCAGUAGAGGAACAUGUAGCCCAUCUUCAAAGGGUUCAGCAGAUCAAGUAUCCUGGAGCUGAUACAGAUACAACUUUGCCUCCUCCAUCAUUUUGUCACCAAAUCAGCACCGAUGAAUUUGAACAUCAAAGAAUAAAUGGCUGUCAAGAGCCCCUGGCAGGCUUGUUAGAAAAAAUUGCAACAAAUACAGAAAUGUCCCGCAAAGAGAAGAAGAAAAGGUUGAAAAAGUUUCAGAAAUCCUACCCCGAUGUAUACAAGGAGCGAUUUCCUACUCCUGAAAGUGAAGCAGCUCUGUUCCCAGAAAAAAGUAAACAGAAACCACUGCUGUUGCUAUGGGCAUUGAAAAAACCUUUCCAGCCGUUUAAUAGAACAAGAAGCUUCCGUAUGUAGGACUGUGAAUAUGCUACUUCCCAGUAAUGGUCAAAUUUCAAAAUGGCUGGAAUUUUGUUAACUACUGAACACACUUUAACAAUGAAAAAGAACUAGGACAACAAAUUGCUCUGCUGAGCCAUUAUCAGUAUUAGGUUAGAUUCAGAUUUAGGGUGCGUCAGUAUUUUGAUAGAUUCUGACUUAAGAGUAAAUCUGCUCCAUAGAAUUAAUGUAGCUUGACAUGGUGCAAUGCUAUGGAAUCCUGGGAGUUGUGAUUUUACAAAGUCUUUAGCCUUUUCUGUCAAUGACUGCUGGUGCCUCACUAACUACAAGUCUCAGGAUUCCAUAGCAUUGAGCCAUGGCUUUUAAAAUGGUAUCAAACUGCAUUAAUUCUACAGUGUAGAUGUAUGCCUAGUCAUAUGUAGAACGGAGAUAAUGGAUUUUUUUCUUUUUAUAUAUUAAUUAAUUAAGGACUCCCUAGUUUAACCACAGCUUGUGAGAAGGGGGUAAAAGAGGCUGCAUGUGGGCAAAGUGAGUAAAGAUUGCCGUUUCAAGAUGUGGUAAAUGUGUUUCUUACAGGAAGAAUGAACUUUGUACGUAUAUAUUCUUGGAUUUUUCAAGGUGUAAUACAAAGGAAUGAACCUGAAAUACUGGAAUUUUGGCCUGCUGGUUAGCCGCAGAUCAAAUAGUUAAUGAAAUGUCGAACUACUGAUUUUCAACACUGGGUCACAUGUUUGUGUGAGAAUACCGAUUUCAGAAAAGGGCUUACUUACUAGUGCACUGCUUCCUAAACUUUGGAAGUAAAUGUUUUCUGAACAUCACCUUGUAGCUGCUUUAGACAUUUACACAAAUCUGUUGUGCAGUGUUUAGAGUGGACUCUGCAGAAAAUGUUUCAGCUAUACUCCAUAAAAAGGAAAAUCAGCCUGUUUAGCAAGUCUUGCAAAUGCUGAUUUGGUAUCAGUAAAUGUUUUAUUUUUAUACCUAUUUUAUCUACUUCUAUACCGGGGGUCACAUAAACCUUGUUCAGGCCCAGAAGAGUCAUGAAUGAAACGGUUUAAGAAGCCUUGUUCUAGUGCAUGGUGGGAGCUUGCUUAUGCAGCACAAGACUGAUUGUGGAACAAUGUCUUGUCUGUCGGCUCUACAAAGGGAAAAAAAGGAUUCUUGCGUAGGUUUGUGUUAUUUUUCACUUUCUUGAAUUGUUACCUUCAUUCCUUUGUUCAGCAUUACAUCGUGCAUAAAAGGCUUGUACAAUUGUUUCUUCCUACAUUUCCUGAGAGCUGAAGACCAAAAAACAUGGAGGGCCAAAGUCCCUGUUCUAAUGUGUGCUUUUGUUUCAAAGAACCCAAUAUGUGCCUAUUCUUCAUUCUCCACCAAGCAUCAAGUACAAUGGAGAAUGUUGUGUUUGAUAUGGUCAAUUUGAUUGACUAAUUGAAAGUCAUGAGCUCUUCCUGGUUUGUACCAUUAAUAAUAAACAUGCCACUGUAAUAAUAGCUACACAUCGUGUGUUAGGAGUAUAAACUAGGAAUGGCCUAUAUUAUUAUUUGUGCUUAAUAUGUCUUUGAGUUCAAACAACUCUGUAAAAUAGGUUAAUCUGAAAGAGGAUGGUUGGCUGUAGGUCACCCAGUCAACUUCAUGGCCGAAUAUUGAUUUUUCAGGCUGAACUUCACAGCUUCGUGUCAGACAUUCUAAAGACAACUUUGGGAAAGGAGGGAAGUUGAGGGGUUUGUAAUGCACUCAUAUUGAAGGACAAGGCACAUGUUUCUCAUGUACAUAAUGAAUUUUGUACUUCAAACGGACAUUUUGAAUGAACCCAAAUUUACUGCACUUCUAAAACAUUUCAAGAAAUAAAGCUAUGAUAUUUUAA
Molecule: messenger RNA, 3522 nt
Organism: Anolis carolinensis (green anole)
Lineage: Eukaryota; Metazoa; Chordata; Lepidosauria; Squamata; Anolidae
Gene: depdc1b
Product: DEP domain containing 1B
Exons: 11
Coding region: 60-1679 (539 amino acids)
Biological process (GO): positive regulation of Wnt signaling pathway; intracellular signal transduction
Source: RefSeq, a predicted model, not a curated record